CUGAUUGAUGAUGAUGAUGAUACUGAGUCGAAUGACGAGUCGUGCAUUACAGAUUUCUCAUCAAUGGCUGAAAGUCUUAAUGUUGAAGAAGAAGGAAAAGUAGAAAAGAUGAUCUCAUGUUUUCUUGAAGAGUAUGAGAAGGAUGAAGCAUUUAGAAAGAAUCCUUAUAUAUGUGAACAUUCUGUUGAUCACUACUAUUAUCUUUUGCCAAGGGCUAAAAGAUGCAAAUUUCUUAGAAAGAAACGUCCUACUGCUAUGCCUAUUGUGUGUCAAUCGACAUUAGAAAAGAAGAGUUUGAAACUUCGAAUUUCUCUUAAAUAUAAAAGAAUCGAAAGAGUUGAUGAACGAGGAGACGAAAAAGCUUCAAUGGAGAGAAAGAAAAUUGAAAGUAAACGGGAAGAUGGACAGAAAAAGAGAAAAAAGAAUGGAACUUUUUUGGAAGAAGAACGGAGUAAAUGGGAAGAUAGAGAGAAAAAGAGAAGAAAGAUUGAACCAAUAUUGCCAAUUGGUUUGCCGGACGAGUUGAAGGAGAAGAUUUCAAGAAUGUGUCUUCAAAUUUCUGAAGUGAAAUUGGUAAUUCAGAAAGUUCUUUAUGAUACAGAUUUGAGUUAUAAGCAUAUGCGUAUGUCGAUCCCUAUGAACCAAGUGAAGAGUAAGGAUUUCUUGACACCACAACAGAAAAUGGACUUGGAGAAAAGAGAUAUUGAAUCCAACAAAAAGAUGAAGAUUCAGUUCAAUUUAAUUGAGCCUUCAUUUGAAGAAACAAAAAUUCAUUUGGCAAAGUGGGACAUGAACAAAAGUUCAAUUUAUGUGUUAUUCAAUGACUGGAUGCAAGUAGUAGAAAGGAAUAAGUUGAAGUCUGGAAUGGUAGUACAGUUGUGGUCAUUUCACCAAGAUUUGGUUCCAUGGUUGGCUCUUGUUUUGGUUCCAUGAAGCUGCAAUGGAGGACUAAAUUUUUUUUCUUCUAAAUUAGUUGUAGGAACUAUCUUCAUGCCCAAAAAGAGAGGGA
Messenger RNA from Lycium ferocissimum, 1009 nucleotides. Its product is annotated as B3 domain-containing protein At5g24050-like. The transcript has a single exon. The coding region runs from base 64 to 933 and encodes 289 amino acids. Gene Ontology annotation, molecular function: DNA binding. The record is from RefSeq and is a predicted model, not a curated record. NCBI's taxonomy places the organism in Eukaryota, Viridiplantae, Streptophyta, Magnoliopsida, Solanales, Solanaceae.